ACUGCAAGAACUCCAAACUUUUCAGAAUCCGGACUAAAUCUGAACGUGACACCUGCGGAUAUAAAAGAUUCUGAAAGAAGCAACACAUUUCGACUAACUGAUAGGCACCUUCAUGGACUCCCUCCUCAAAAUCAGCAAACUACAGCUCCGGAGAUGGAAAAGGUCAGAUACGCAGCGCCGGUCUUUCAUUCGAAUCUAUUUUAAUCAGCUGUACUCUCUUCCCAGCAUCCUUCUCAUUUCAUCAUGAUUAUUCCCCAAGGUUGGGGAACUAGGUUGGUUGUGAUGGAGCGGGCGGAGGCUACGAAUGAGCGGUUUGAUUGAAGAUGAAGGGUUAGUCCAUGCCAAAAAACUCUCUUUUUUGACUGACGCACACUCUUAACCAUACUUUCUCAGUUUCUGGUUUGUGUGCUACAGGCAUAUCACAACUUCAGGCAUAGGUAAACAAGACCCACGUGAGAUUUGUUCAAGGUUUAUAGAGUAAGACACCACCUCGCGCAUUCGCACGCCAACCCGAGAGCGCAGGAAGUCACUGGCACGCGGCUCCCCACCUGCUCUCGCACCUUUUCUCAGUCAGAGAUCACAACUGCAACUCUCUAGCUGUCUCUCGUCGGCGUCACAAGCUGCUAACAGCUGUUUCUCCUCUUUUUUUGGACAUUUGUCUCUCUGUUUCUCACUAACUCCUUCCAUCGUUUUCCUCACCGUGUCACUGACACCAUCUUUAGUUUGACCCGCUUUGCCAGGAAGAGCGAGAGAGGGAGAAAUGCCAUCACCACGGCAGGGUCUUCAGCUGCCACACAAGUAGACUCACACAAGUGUUGAGAGAAGGAGAGAGCGACAGAAAGAUAGAAGAGGCCAGGAGGAGGUGAGAGGAAGUAAAGGGGAGAAGAGGAAACAAGAGGAGGCGGAGACGCACAACUGAAGAAUGUACAGCUUGGAGUCGGGCUCGGAUGCAUCCAGCCGGCACAGGCUUUAGGAGGCUGAAAUGGCCACUCCUCAAGGGUGUUGGGGUCCCUCUCUUCAACUCCUCCUCUUCUUUCAUCUGUUACUCAAUGUAGUGCCUCCCUGCCGGGGACGUCCAUUCUUCGGCCCUCCUACAGUCAACGUGGCUGUGGUGUUUAGUGGUUUGGCCCACCACAGUGAGAUCAAGGGCCGUCUAAGUCCAGAAAACUUCCUAGACAUGCCCCUGGAAGUGAACCCCAUCACCGUGCUGGUGAAUGACACUAACCCCAGGGCUUUACUCACACGUAUCUGUCAGACUAUGGCAGCAGAGAGCCUCCACGGAGUGGUGUUUGAAGAUGACGUGGACUCAGAAGCUGUGGCACAAAUCUUAGACUUUAUCUCCUCUCAGACGUCCAUCCCCAUCGUAGGCAUCAGUGGAGGUUCUGCAGUAGUCAUCCCACAUAAAGCUGAAGGCUCUACCUUUCUCCAGAUGGGAGCUUCUAUAGAGCAGCAGAUAAAUGCGAUGUUCAAAGUCAUGGAGGAGUACAACUGGGGUAACUUUGUAGUGAUUACUAGCUUGUAUCCCGGCUACGAGACCUUCGUGGACUACAUCCGCUCCUUCACAGACACCAGCUACUUCCUGUGGGAGCUGCGGGAUGUGCUGAGCUUUGAGAUGUCCGUGGGGGCCAAUGACAUCCGCUCAAGAAGACUACUACAGCAGGUGGACUCGCAGGUAUACCUAGUGUACUGUUCCCACGAGGAGGCACAGUACUUGUUCAGGAUGGCCUCUGAUGUGGGGCUUCUAGGGCCCGGAUACAUCUGGGUCAUCCCCAGUCUGGCUGUGGGGAACCCUGAAGUGUCCCCUCCUGACAGUUUCCCUGUGGGCGUCAUCAGUAUUAUCACAGACCGCUGGAGGAAAACACUGCGCCAGAGGGUUCGGGAAGGAGUCGCAGUCAUAGUAAAAGGGGUGCACAGCUUUCAUAAGAACAGAGGAUUCAUUCCCGAUGGUCACAGUGACUGCAAUAGUCCUGUCAAAUCGUACGCCAACAAUUCUCUCUUCAGGCAUAUGCUAAAUGUGUCAUGGGAGCAUAAGGACCUCUCCUUCAACACUGAUGGCUAUCUCACCAAUCCUUCCAUGGUGAUCAUUGCUUUGGAUCGAGAGAGACACUGGGACAAGGUAGGAAGCUACGAGGGAGGGAUUCUGCAGAUGCGAUACCCUGUAUGGCCCCGUUACGGCAGCUUCCUGGAGCCCGUGUCUGACAACCGGCACCUGACUGUGGCCACGCUGGAGGAGAGGCCUUUUGUCAUCGUGGAGAGUGUUGAUCCUGCCACAGGCACUUGUGUGCGUAAUACUGUGCCGUGUCGUCGACAGUCCAACAGAACUGAAAGUGUAACAGGUCAUAAUGAGCCUUACACCAAACUCUGCUGCAAAGGUUUCUGCAUAGACAUCCUAAAGAAGCUCUCACGCACCAUCAAGUUUUCAUACGACCUUUAUCUGGUCACAAAUGGGAAACAUGGCAAGAUGGUCCGUGGCAUCUGGAAUGGCAUGAUUGGAGAGGUCUUCUACAAGCGUGCAGAUAUGGCAAUUGGCUCGCUUACCAUCAAUGAAGAGCGAUCAGAGAUUGUUGACUUUUCAGUGCCGUUCGUGGAGACUGGGAUUAGUGUUAUGGUGGCCAGAAGCAAUGGAACAGUCUCACCUUCUGCCUUCCUGGAGCCUUACAGUCCAGCCGUGUGGGUUAUGAUGUUUGUAAUGUGCCUGACUGUUGUGGCAGUCACCGUGUUCGUGUUUGAGUACUUCAGCCCUGUCGGCUACAACCGGAGCCUUGUCAGUGCCAAAGCCCCUGGGGGUCCAACCUUUACCAUUGGGAAGUCUGUCUGGCUCCUGUGGGGAAUCGUCUUCAACAACUCUGUUCCUAUUGAAAACCCCAAAGGCACGACCAGCAAAAUUAUGGUCCUGGUCUGGGCUUUUUUUGCUGUCAUCUUCCUCGCCAGCUACACAGCCAAUUUAGCUGCCUUCAUGAUCCAAGAGCAGUACAUUGACACUGUGUCUGGACUUAGUGACAAAAAGUUUCAAAAACCCCAGGAACAUUAUCCUCCUUUUCGCUUUGGGACGGUCCCAAACGGCAGCACAGAGAGGAACAUUCGAAGCAAUUACCCUGACAUGCACACCCACAUGAUAAAAUACAACCAGAAGGGAGUGGAAGAAGCUCUCAACAGCCUCAAGACAGGGAAGUUGGACGCCUUCAUAUAUGAUGCAGCAGUUCUUAAUUAUAUGGCUGGCAAGGAUGAGGGGUGCAAGCUGGUCACCAUUGGUAGUGGGAAGGUGUUUGCUACCACCGGCUACGGCAUUGCUCUGCAGAAGGACUCCCGCUGGAAGCGCCCCAUAGACCUGGCUCUCCUCCAGUUCCUGGGAGAUGGGGACACACAGAGACUGGAGACAGUAUGGCUGUCUGGAAUAUGCCAGAAUGAGAAAAACGAGGUCAUGAGCUCCAAACUAGACAUAGACAACAUGGCAGGUGUUUUCUACAUGUUGCUCGUGGCCAUGGGCCUCAGCCUGCUGGUCUUUGCUUGGGAACAUUUACUUUACUGGAAACUGAGGCACUCUGUCCACAAGUCUGAUCACUUAGACUUCCUGCUGGCUAUUAGCAGGGGCAUAUACAGCUGCUUUAAUGGCGUCGAAGAUAUUGGCAGAUCUACCAGCAUACAGAAUCCAGACAUCACAGCCAAUUACGCCCAGGCCAACAUGCUGAAAAUGCUGCAGACAGCCAAGGACAUUGUCUCCUCAGCCAAAGUGGAAAACUCAUUGGAUAACGCCACCAAGACCAUUGAGAACUGGAGUCGACACAGUGGCAGCCUGCCAGCGCGUAUACCAUUGGUGACCACGACUGAAAAACUUCCUGGUCACUUCUCUUACAUCACUAAUGUCACAGAGAACCACAUACCUCACAUGCAGCGUUCCAUAACUCCACCUUUCACGCAACACACCAACAUUUCUAGCCCACCACCAAUGGUAAACCAGAGAGUCUUAACGCGGCCCACUCCACUUCGCUACACGCUUCCUGCCAGGACUAGGGGUCUCUAUGACGGUAUGCUUCCUGUGUCCAGUCUGAGCACACCUCAUCUAGCCAUGCAUGAUCCUCCAUCCAACCUGGCCCAUCCUGGUUCUUCCUUUGUCCCGUAUAGAGACAUCUACUCCGAACACCACAAGCCUUGUCACAGCGAUUUUUCAGAUGCGGUCAGGCGGAAAAAGAGACCCCAGAAUCUCUUGGUAGAGUCCAUGGAUCUGAGGGGGCUUCAUGAUUAUAAAAACCAAUCAACAUGUCAUAACGAAGCAAACAGUUUUGCUGAAAACCACCUGACUUCAUCCUUCAGGGAAAAUCCUUUUGGAGCCGCAGACACAGCUUGUAAUACCUGCGUCAAAACAUACUUCGACCCCACAUUUGAUGACAUACCUCUGAUAGGGAAAAGGAAGCUUCAUCGUAGACCUUCAUUCCUGAAAGCCACUUGGGGUCCCGACAGAGUUCGGUUCCCAGGUGACAGACCCACUGCCACAGCUUCCCCACAAGUAACUAUACCCGACCUGUUCCCUUGCGUGGACGUACAUGGACGGGUGAGGAACACCCUGUGUUACACCCAACCAAUGGAUCACAACUACCUUCACGCCUUCCGGCGAAACCCCAGGAAAAGUCAGAAGCUCAGACACAGCCAGUCCACAAGGCUUCCCUCCUACAAAGAAGCGAUUUUCCACAACGUGGCAGCUGUCAGAAGGGCAUCCAGUUUGGUACAUAGACCCUACUCCUACCCAGAGCUGCCAGUCUACCAGAGCCCACUGUCAUAUGGACCUGCUGAAUUAUGCAACAUCUUCCCAUGCAUGGGACAUCCCAGUGACAGUGUAUAUGGAGGGUAUAGGGCACCCACACACCAACAGAAUGACCAUCUAGUGCCUGUUCCAGGCAGCAGGGUGGUUCAUAGCAGUCCUGUUGUGCCCAUGACAUGGGGCAGAAUUUCCAGUCUGGAAUCAGAGGUUUGAACUUCUUCCAUGUGCCAAUUAGAAACUAUUUGGCCUACGAGCUUCUACUGACCAAUAAAAUGACUUCGCCUUUAACUUGAGCAGAAACACAAACCAUGUUACUGGUUUCCGUUUUUCUUUCUUUUUUUAAAUUUAUUUAAGAUUUAAUUUUUUAAAGUGCAAUAAUGUAAUAACUGAAGAACGUAUUUGAGGAAAUAGACAAAUCCAUUCUAAAUUUUGAAUGGAUGAAUGAAUGGACAUGUAGAACUGUAAAUGAUUAGCCGUUCUUAUCUCCUUAGUCCACAAAAUACAACAUAUUGCUACCGUACUGACUGGAUGAAAUAUUUUUUUCUUCAAAGAUUGUAGGAGAGAUACUAAACUAUAUGAAGUGUUCAUUUUGAAGUACAUUUGGUAUUAUACACUAUGUAAUUCUCUAUGAUACUGAAUUUUGUAAACACUUUAGACAUAGUGUCCGAUAUUUUUUAUUUUAACAGCAGGGCUAUAUAAGUGGAUUUUUCAGGCUCUAACGUUCCCUUUCUGUCUCUCGUUCAAUGUCCAAUCUCCUCUCGCUCUCUCUCUCUCUGCUGUGAGCGGGCUUUUGAAGAAGAGCAAAUUGAAUGGUACUCUAAUAUUAGCAUCAUCAAGGAUCUUCACACUUUAAUAAAUCACAAAGGACCAUCAGUUAGUCCUUUGUAACUGCUGUCUUCUUUAGAUGGCUGACGGAUAUAACUCUUUGAACACUGCCUUUUAUAUGCAGAGCCAUGGCGUAUUUUUAACAGGGAUUGGCUGUUUGCAGUUGUGACACGACGGAAAGACACAUUACUUUAAUAAUAUCCGCACACAAAAAAAGUCUGCUGCCUGUCACCCAUAAGAUCAGGUUUAGGGCAGUUUCGCUGUUGGCGAUGGACCACUGCUAUCAAGUCUGUUUGACCUGCAUACUGAACCUCACAUACCCACGAGGAAAUCUGUCUGUGCCUCAAAAUAAACUUGCAAUGCUCCAGAGUGUGAAAGAGCGAGAGAAGGAUGGCGCAACGGAUGGAAAAGAAGAGAAACAACAAGGAAAUGAGAAACCACACUUCCUUCAGUUGGGAUUUAAGCUACAAUAUCUGAAUGUUUAUGAGCUCAUGAGGCUCAUUUGAGGUUGUCAUAAGAGUCUCAUUAAAGCAACUCUGUGGAGUGAUUAUACAGGAGGACAUGUUACCAAAAAGUGUCCUUUACUCUAGGAUUUCAUUAUGUCGGCUGUCUCCACCGCACGGCAUUCUCGCGACGCACAAGGUGACCUAGGCUGGGGUAAUUAUGCUGUAAGGCUUUUGUUAUCUCCUGAUAAGGAGCCUUCUUUUCGAGCAGCGAGUCGCGAGCAGCGAUUGAGAAUCUAAACAUCGAGAAACUUUACAUUUUUUCAUCACAAGCUUUUCUUUUGUUAUUGCCGUAUUACAGUUCACAGUGCGGCAACAGUGAUUCAAUCUUCAAUACUGCCAGCAUGCACAGAUAGAUUUAUGUACAGCAGGAUAAUUGUACUUCUUUCAUGAUGUUUCUGCCAGUUCUGUGACAUCAUAAAAGAGGCCUGCUGCAGAACGACACACGUUUCAUUUAAAAAAAAAAAAAAAAAAAAAGAGAGGCGGGCUUAAGCCAUCAUCAUCAUCAUCCAAGCAAAGUCUUAUUUCUCUGUGUUCCUGAAAAGCACAUUAUUGAAUGAUCUUGCAAGUUGAUGAAUGAUUCAACACAUGCAUAUAAAAACAUCAAGGGAGGCUAGGGGUCGUCCUCUGGUUGAAAUAAGCAGCAAUAUAUCAACGCCACAGGUAGCUGUGGUGAAAAAUGAAAUGCAUUUAAGAGUCAAGGGGGCCUGGUCUCAUCCAGCCAUGAAAAAGAUGGAAUGGAAUGACUAGGCGGACGUGUGUUUUCGAAACAUUAAUAAUUCACAUGUUCAUUUGAAUGUGUUUGAUCAUUUUAAGGAUUUGUUUGCCAUUAAGCCCCCUUGGAAUCAUCCAUAGCAUCUAUUUCUACUCAAGUAAUAAUAAGAGUGGUAUUUUUAUGAUUUUAUUGUAGACACUACACUGAAUAAGAAAUAACUGAAAAUUUUUCAGAUACUGCUAGUAAAUUUUACAAAUAUUUACCAAGUAACAAAUUAAAGAAAUAGUUCACCUAAAAUGAAAAUAUGCUGAAACUUUACUUACCCUCAGGUCAUCUGAGAUGAUUGAUACUUGAUGUUUCUUCAUUGAAACAGAUUUGGAGAAAUUUGGCAUGAAAUCAUUUGGAUCCUCUGCAGUGAAUGGGUGCCAUCAGAAUAAGAAUAUAAACAGUUGAUUAAAAAACAUCAAAAUAAUCUACUAAUAAUCAACACAUCUCCCGUCCAAGUGAAAAGCUGAAUUUUUGCAAAAAAAUUUUUUAGACAUUUUUAAUGUUAAACCAUUGCUACUGGCUCAAAUGUGUCCUCUAUCCAUAAUAUUGCUUUCACCAGUGAAACAAAUAAAUACAAAUCUAUCCCCUGUUGUGCUCUCACAACAAAAUCCUAUGACAUAUUUGUUUAGAUCUGUUUUCCUUGUAAAUGGUCGUUGAUCUUUGCAUAUUCCUCUCCUGAUUCAGACGAGAUGACUCAUAUUUGAAUCUAAAGUAACAGUAAGUUAAAAAUGUCUUAAUCGUGCAUUUGUUUAUUGAAAAUAUGCAGCUUUUUGCUUAACAAGACUGGAGAAGAAUAUUGAUAACUUGUGGAUUAUUGUGAUGUUUUUAUCUGCUGUGUGGACUCUUAUUCUGACGGCACCCAUUCACUGCAGUGGAUCUAUUGGUGAGCAAGUGAUGUACAGUAAUGCUUACCAUGAUGUAAUUAGAUUUUUUUUUUCCUUGGGUGAACUAUUUCUUAAAAAUGUGAUAUUUUGAAGUAGAUAAACUGAAAUAGUAUUUUCCCGACCCCCAAUAAUCUGUAUUUAUAACUAUUUACAGUAUAUUAUCACAGUGGCAUUAUUGAAAGAAAAAGGAAAAGACUGUACAGAAGGGGAAAAGAAAAUGCACACAUUUACAGACACACUCACAAUAAAACAAUUACUCACACCUGCACUGUCACGCCUUCAUAUCAUUGCAUUUCUCUGAAGCAUCAUUUCAGGGUUGCAAAUUGUCCCAGAUGCUGCUGGUCACCUUGAGCCAAGGGCUUCACAGCCUGGCGGGAGAGGGAGAAAGGCGAUGAAGAAAGACACCACAGAGAGGCUGGCAGUCUGAAAUUCCAUCAAUUAACAACUGAACAGGCUAAUAAACACGUAUCUUAACUCGCUGCCUGCCUGCAAACAACAAUGACUAACUGAAAAUGUAUAUCCGUUGUUAUACUCUGUAUUCUGUUGCAAGCCUAUCAGUGCGGUACUGAAUGAAAGGUGUAAGUUAAUGUAAGUCGACACAAUCACAAGUACAUUGUCUGCACUGAGCAUAUCCAAAUCAAAUGAGGUGAUUUUAUCAAGUUGCUAGCACAAUGUUAAUUAACCUAUGAGUAUUACGUGUACUAUACUGUUCUGUCUGUUUUAUCGCAUCGAAGAGUAGCAGUGAUAUCAGGAAUCCAGGGUCUGUCCUAAUCUAUCAAAUCUAUAAUUGAAGAGCUGUAACUAAACGUUGCACAUUAAAGAUAAUUAAUCCAAAAA
Messenger RNA from Carassius gibelio (silver crucian carp), 8568 nucleotides. Its product is annotated as glutamate receptor ionotropic, NMDA 2C-like. NCBI's taxonomy places the organism in Eukaryota, Metazoa, Chordata, Actinopteri, Cypriniformes, Cyprinidae. The transcript has 13 exons. The record is from RefSeq and is a predicted model, not a curated record. The coding region runs from base 983 to 4969 and encodes 1328 amino acids. Gene Ontology annotation, cellular component: postsynaptic membrane; NMDA selective glutamate receptor complex; postsynaptic density membrane. Gene Ontology annotation, molecular function: NMDA glutamate receptor activity; transmitter-gated monoatomic ion channel activity involved in regulation of postsynaptic membrane potential. Gene Ontology annotation, biological process: synaptic transmission, glutamatergic; excitatory postsynaptic potential; long-term synaptic potentiation.